This is a messenger RNA of Tachysurus vachellii, 2256 nucleotides long. RefSeq names its product G protein-coupled receptor kinase 5 (gene grk5). Gene Ontology annotation, cellular component: cytoplasm. Lineage: Eukaryota; Metazoa; Chordata; Actinopteri; Siluriformes; Bagridae. The record is from RefSeq and is a predicted model, not a curated record. Gene Ontology annotation, molecular function: G protein-coupled receptor kinase activity; ATP binding. Bases 165 to 1964 code for a protein of 599 amino acids. Gene Ontology annotation, biological process: protein phosphorylation; regulation of signal transduction; signal transduction. The transcript is spliced from 16 exons.
UUUCCAGUACGAGUCAUGCUGGUCAUCAAGACAUGGAUAUGACAAAGUAAAGAAUGCAAAACUGUCUUUCCUUUAGAAUUUCACUUUAGAGGCAUAAACGUAAAAGUCGUAGCAAAACAUCCUAGGUUUUUAUUGCGUCUGCUGAUUUCUGACAGAGUGAAGGGAUGGAGAUCGAGUCUAUGGCAGCGAACACUGCUCUGAUCAGGGCUAGAGAAGGUGGUGGUGGCAAGCACAAAGGGAGAAGCAGGAGGUGGAAAGAGCUGCUGCAGUUUCCUCACAUUAACGAGUGCGCCGGACUGGAACAGAAUGUUGAACGAGACUACUAUAGCCUGUGUGUGGAACAGCCUAUAGGAAAGGCAUUAUUCCAACGCUACUGUGAGACAAAACCAGACCUCAAAUGCUGCAUUGACUUUCUGAAUGAAACGGAAGAGCAUGAUGUAAUACCACCCGAAAAAUGGAAAAGCUACGGGAAUGAAAUUAUUUCAAAGUAUCUCAACACUAAGGAGAUACCAGAUAACCAUCGGGAGAUAUGCAAGCAAAACCUGGAACAAGACAUUUCCUACAGUCUUUUCAGCGACUGCAGAAAAACUCUGCAUGAAUAUUUAAGCGGAGAGCCUUUCAAAGAUUAUCAGAAGAGCAUGUAUUUUGACCGUUUCCUUCAGUGGAAGAUGAUUGAAAGAUACCCAGUCACAAGGAGCUCAUUUCGAGAAUACCGGGUUUUGGGAAAAGGAGGAUUUGGGGAGGUAUGUGCAUGCCAGGCUCGGGCAUCCGGCAAAAUGUACGCUUGUAAGAAACUGGAAAAGAAGCGCAUCAAGAAGCAGAAGGCAGAAAUCAUGGCGCUCAACGAAAAGCAAAUCCUGGAGAAAGUGAACAGCAGAUUUGUGGUCAGUUUAGCUUAUGCAUAUGAGACCAAGGAAGCGCUUUGCCUGGUGCUGACCAUAAUGAAUGGAGGAGAUCUGAAGUUUCACAUAUAUAAGAUUGGCUUUCCAGGAUUAAGCAAGGAAAGGGUGCAGUUUUAUGCAGCUCAGGUCCUAUGUGGCUUGGAUCAUCUUCAUCAAAACAACAUUAUUUACAGGGAUUUAAAGCCUGAAAACAUCCUCUUAGAUGAUUACGGUCACAUACGCAUAUCUGACCUGGGCUUGUCAGUAAUCAUAAAAGAAGGAGAGCUCAUUCGUGGAAAAGUGGGAACAGCUGGAUACAUGGCUCCAGAGGUCAUUGGUGAUAAGUACUACAAUGUCAGUGCAGACUGGUGGGGACUCGGUUGUCUCAUCUACGAGAUGACCGCAGCGGCUCUUCCGUUUCGAGAUCGGCACGAGCGAAUGCACCGGAAGGAACUGGACAAAAGAGUGCUGGAAACCACAGAGAACUACGGGGUCAGGUUCACAGCGGACACCAAAGACAUCUGUCAAGCGCUCUUGGCCAAAAAUCCAGAGGAAAGACUUGGAUGCGGUGCUGGUGGUGUAACCGACAUUAAAAAUCAUCAGUUCUUCAAGGAGAUCAACUUCAGACGGUUAGAGGCUGGAAUGCUGGAGCCUCCUUUUGUGCCAAAUCCAAAAGCCGUGUACUGCCAUGACGUCGUGGAUAUCGACCAGUUCUCCACAGUGAAGGGAAUCAACCUUGAUGUAAACGAUGAAGACUUUUACACCAAGUUCAACACGGGCAGCAUGGCCAUCCCAUGGCAGAAUGAGAUGAUUGAGACAGAGUGCUUUAAGGACCUGAACGUAUUCGGGCCAGACGGCACGAGGACGCCGGAUCUUGAUCGUUCGAUUAAGGUUGGCCAGAGCCUUAAAUCUCAGACUAAGAGGAUGCACCAUCAGCCAUCAAGGACCAAAUCCAGGCUGAUUGAAAAAAUCUUCAGAAGACAUAAUCGUGAUGAACCCACAGAGCAGAAGAGCAAACCAUCAAGGAAGAGUACAGACGAGCUCCGAAUGAACUUAUUAGACUCUUCAUAUGAGACCUUGUAAAUACACACAGCACCUAUAAACAGAUCUAGUUUCUACAGAAAUGUUAUAAAGGUUUGUGUAGCUGAAAGUAUGUGUGCCUAGUUAAAAAAUGUAACUAGGAUUUAAACUAGCAGGCUUGGUGCUGACAUUUUUUAUGGAUCAUUGUCACAGUGUGAAGGAGUAAAUAUCUGCCUCUUAAGGAGUAAGUGCUUACUCUCUUAAAGAGUAUCUAUACAAUUACUUUGAUUUUUUUAAUUCAGUUGUUUUAUACUGUUACAUCUUAUCUAAAUAUAUGACUGAAAAUCAGUGAAAA